GACUAAUGCUGUCAAAUUAAUAAACCACUCUUGGUUCUGUGUUUCUCUCGGUUAUGAUUUGCUCAUUUUGAAAUUGAUAAAAAUAUGGGUCCGCCGAAGAAAUCCAGGAAAGAUCGCUUCACGGGAGAUAAAUUUGGAAAGAAACGUCGUGCAGAAGAUGAAGCAUUUGCGCAGCUAGUAGAAGAUGGAGAUUCCGUCGCUUCUGAUGGUGCCGCUGAGUUGGAUGGGGUGCCCGUAGCUGCAUCUAAAAAUGUGGAAACUAACGAUGACGGCAUUAUGACAGACGAAUAUGGGGCCAAGGAUUACCGCGCCCAAAUGGAGCUUAAGUCUGAUCAUGGGAAUCGUCCCUUGUGGGUUGCCCCAAAUGGACAUAUUUUCUUGGAAUCCUUUUCUCCUGUUUAUAAACAUGCACAUGAUUUCUUAAUUGCUAUAUCGGAGCCUGUAUGUCGCCCAGAACACAUACACGAAUAUAAGUUAACAGCUUACAGUCUCUAUGCAGCCGUUUCUGUCGGAUUACAGACACACGAUAUCAUUGAAUAUCUCAAACGUUUAAGUAAAACUUCAAUACCCGAGGGAAUUAUUGAAUUUAUUAAGCUAUGCACAUUGUCCUAUGGAAAAGUAAAAUUGGUGCUAAAACAUAACAGGUAUUUUAUUGAAUCACCACAUCCUGAAAUACUUCAAAAACUUCUUAAGGAUCCUGUGAUUCAGCAAUGUCGCUUGAAACGUGAGGAAGGAGAUGGUUUCAUUCAGGGCACAUUAGAAGGCAAAGCAAUUACUCAAUUUGGAACAAAAUUACCAACUGGUACUGACAAAACAUCCACAGGAUUGAAUACUGCUAGUGACCCAUCGUCUGGGUCUGCAACAGGAGCCGUAGUAUCCAACAACCCAGAUGGCACCACGGCAGUCCCAGAAGAUAUAACAAACUUCUAUGAUAAAAUCGACAACGAAGAGGAAGAUGAGGACGAAGCAAACUUAAAAACAGUAUCAUUCGAAGUGAAUCAAGAAAAAAUUGAGGUUAUACAAAAACGUUGCAUUGAAAUCGAACAUCCGUUACUGGCGGAAUAUGACUUUCGAAAUGAUACUCAUAAUCCGGACAUAAAUAUUGAUUUGAAACCCGCUGCGGUUCUUCGGCCUUACCAGGAAAAGAGUUUGCGAAAAAUGUUUGGCAAUGGUCGCGCCCGAUCCGGAGUGAUUGUUUUGCCUUGUGGAGCUGGCAAAUCACUUGUUGGUGUGACAGCCUGUUGUACCGUACGAAAACGCGCUCUAGUGCUUUGCAACAGUGGAGUUUCUGUAGAGCAAUGGAAACAGCAGUUCAAAAUGUGGUCUACGGCGGACGAUAGCAUGAUUUGUCGGUUUACGUCUGAAGCCAAAGAUAAGCCCAUGGGAUGUGGUAUCCUCGUUACAACUUAUUCAAUGAUUACGCAUACUCAAAAGCGAUCUUGGGAGGCUGAGCAAACUAUGCGCUGGUUGCAGGAACAGGAAUGGGGCAUAAUGGUGCUGGAUGAAGUACACACCAUACCCGCUAAAAUGUUUAGACGCGUCUUGACUAUUGUACAGUCCCAUUGUAAAUUAGGUUUGACAGCCACCCUACUGCGCGAAGAUGAUAAAAUCGCGGAUCUGAAUUUUCUUAUUGGGCCGAAGCUUUAUGAAGCGAAUUGGCUGGAAUUGCAAAAGAAGGGAUAUAUUGCAAGGGUACAAUGUGCUGAGGUAUGGUGUCCUAUGUCUCCAGAAUUUUACCGCGAAUAUCUUACUACAAAAACAUCAAAGAAGAUGCUUUUGUAUGUGAUGAAUCCAUCCAAAUUUCGCAGUUGCCAGUUUCUAAUAAAAUAUCAUGAGAAGCGAGGUGACAAAACUAUUGUUUUCUCGGAUAACGUUUUCGCUCUCAAACAUUAUGCUAUAAAGAUGAAUAAACCGUUCAUUUACGGACCAACUUCGCAAAAUGAGAGAAUUCAGAUUCUACAGAACUUUAAAUUCAAUCAAAAGGUCAACACAAUAUUUGUGUCCAAAGUCGCAGAUACCAGUUUUGAUUUGCCUGAGGCAAACGUACUCAUUCAGAUAUCCUCACAUGGCGGGUCUCGACGCCAAGAAGCUCAGCGUUUAGGUCGCAUAUUGCGAGCUAAAAAGGGUGCUAUUGCUGAAGAAUACAAUGCAUUCUUUUAUACUCUCGUUUCACAAGAUACUAUGGAAAUGAGUUAUUCACGCAAACGCCAAAGGUUUUUGGUUAAUCAAGGUUAUAGCUAUAAAGUAAUUACCCACUUAAGUGGCAUGGACACCGAUUCUGAUUUGAUGUACAAAACUCGCGAAGAGCAAUCACAGCUCUUGCAGCAAGUCCUCUCGGCCUCGGAUUUGGACUGCGAAGAUGAAAAGGUACCGGGUGAGCCGGGCUAUCGACCAAGUGGUGCAGCAGCUUCUAAACGUGCUGGCGGCCUCAGCUCAAUGUCUGGCGGCGAUGAUGCUAUUUACUAUGAGCAGCGCCGUCGAAAUGCGGGCACUGUACAUCCUUUAUUUAAGAAAUUUCGAGCAUAAGCGAAAUAUAUUAUUCAAAUGCAAUAUAAGACAAAUGUUUCAAUUAAAAGGCAUUUUAUAUUAUGGUUAAA
Messenger RNA from Anastrepha ludens (Mexican fruit fly), 2597 nucleotides. RefSeq names its product general transcription and DNA repair factor IIH helicase subunit XPB (gene hay). The coding region runs from base 85 to 2526 and encodes 813 amino acids. Gene Ontology annotation, biological process: transcription initiation at RNA polymerase II promoter; nucleotide-excision repair. The record is from RefSeq and is a predicted model, not a curated record. Lineage: Eukaryota; Metazoa; Arthropoda; Insecta; Diptera; Tephritidae. Gene Ontology annotation, cellular component: transcription factor TFIIH holo complex; transcription preinitiation complex; nucleotide-excision repair factor 3 complex. The transcript is spliced from 4 exons. Gene Ontology annotation, molecular function: hydrolase activity; DNA binding; 3'-5' DNA helicase activity.